Messenger RNA from Copidosoma floridanum, 1584 nucleotides. It is a transcript of the gene Gale, whose product is annotated as UDP-galactose 4'-epimerase. Gene Ontology annotation, cellular component: cytosol. NCBI's taxonomy places the organism in Eukaryota, Metazoa, Arthropoda, Insecta, Hymenoptera, Encyrtidae. Gene Ontology annotation, biological process: beta-D-galactose catabolic process via UDP-galactose, Leloir pathway. The record is from RefSeq and is a predicted model, not a curated record. Gene Ontology annotation, molecular function: UDP-glucose 4-epimerase activity.
AAUUUUAUCACUUCUCUCGCUCACUAACUACCUAAGCUGGUAUUUGUUAACUUAAUAUUUGAUUAUUUCUUUCUUAUUUUACCUUAAAAUAAGUUUAACAGUUGAUAAAUUCAUAACUUAUGUAUUGAAUGUAGUAACUAACACUUGUAAAUAUAUAUAGCAACUAAUAUUUUUUAACACCUAAUCAAUUAUUCAAUAGUGAUAAGCUACGACUGAAAGUGUCAUAGAAAUGGCAGAUGAGACAAGAAAUAUUCUGGUAACAGGAGGUGCUGGUUAUAUUGGUUCACAUACUGUUCUGGAACUACUUAAUGCUGAUUUUCAGGUGGUGGUUAUUGAUAAUCUGAGUAAUGCUUUCAGAGGCAAAGGACAUGAAAAACCUGAAUGUAUACUACGAGUUGAGAAAUUGGCAAACAAGCAAGUCAUCUUUAUUGACUGUGAUAUAACAAAUAAAAAAUCAUUGAAUGACAUUUUUCAAAAGCACAAAUUCUUUUGCGUCAUUCAUUUUGCUGCCUUGAAAGCUGUUGGAGAAUCAUGUACAAUACCACUGGAAUACUACAAAGUCAAUGUUGCUGGGACAUUAAAUUUGCUCGAAGUUAUGAGAGAAUAUAAUCUCAAACGAAUCAUUUAUUCAAGCAGUGCUACUGUUUAUGGUGUACCAAAAAAAUUGCCCUUAACAGAAGAAAUGGAAACUGGCAAUUGCACUAAUCCUUACGGAAAAACUAAAUUUAUGGUAGAAGAAAUUUUGAAGGACUUGUGCAGUUCAGAUAAGGCAUGGUCUGUUAUAUCUCUGCGAUAUUUCAAUCCAGUAGGAGCCCAUCAAUCAGGCCAAAUUGGAGAGGAUCCAAAUGGAAUCCCUAACAAUUUAAUGCCAUUCAUCGCUCAAGUUUCUGUGGGAAAAAGAGAGUUUCUAUCCGUUUAUGGCAAAGACUAUGAAACUCCUGAUGGAACUGGAGUUAGAGACUACAUCCACAUUUUAGAUCUAGCAUCAGGCCAUGUAAAAGCACUCAUUUAUCAGAAAACGAAAAAUCCUCUUGGUUUUCAAGCAAUUAAUCUUGGAAGUGGAAACGGUUAUUCAGUGCUUGAAGUAAUAAAUGCUUUUGAAAAGGCUUCGAGCAAAAAAAUUCCAUAUAAAAUUGUUGACAGAAGAUCGGGUGAUAUUGCUUCUAGUUACUCUGAUGCAAGCUUAGCACAAAAAUUGCUGGAUUGGGUUGCAGUCAAGAAUAUUGAUGACAUGUGUGCAGACACAUGGAACUGGCAGCAAAAAAAUCCUAAUGGUUACAACUGAACUACUGCAGGACAAAUGUGAUUUUACUAUAUAUUAAAAGUUGAUGUCAUACUGUUUUAACAUUGUUAAUCAUUGUAAAAUUUAUUAUUUAUUUCAUACCAGUGGUGGUAUACAGUUACCUGUUUUAUAUAUACAAAAUGAAAAAACUGUGUAUACAGUACAUACUAUAGAUACACACGAUGAAUAAGGAUCUUUGAUAAUAUGUUGCUAUGUGCAAAAUAUGCAAGUGUUAAAAGAACGCAAUCAAAAUUGGCUGUGACAAGCGACAUUUAAUAAUUAAAGAAAUUAAUAUAAAACUA